UCUGCCAGUCUCUGUGGAACAAAGACGCCAGACAGAUAUUCGUUUCUUAGAGCAACAACACCUGCAACAAUGUCGACCCUAAGAUGCUCUCGUGCACUCAUUGCAGGAGCUACUGUGUUGAGAAAUGUUGCCAAACAACAGAUUUGUUGCUCGACAAGAAGAGUGAAGAAAGAAGACGCUGGGAGAGGAACGGACCUGGCGCCCUCAGGUGAGACCAGGUUGCCGCAGCAGCAUCGGUCGGCGCUGUGUUAGUCUAGCCUCCUCUGCCAGGCAACAGGCCGAGGUUAAGGAGUCAAACAAAGCAGGAAUCAAAGCCGUGGCCUCUGCGGCUAAGGACAUCGAAACUCUUCACGUCCAAUUCACCGACGGCAGUAGUAGCGAGAUGCCGUACGUGUGGCUGAGAGAUAACUGCCAGUGUGACCAGUGCUUCAGCGACGGCGCCCUUGGCAGGAAGCUACUCAUGCAGGACAUCGAUGUGGACGUGCAUGCAGUGGGCGUGAAGGAGAGCGCCGGAGGGGUCACGAUCGACUGGAGCGACGGCCACCAGAGUGCGUUCGACGGCGAGUGGCUUCACGAGCGAGCCUUCUCGCCCACUGCGCGAGCCCGCCGCCGUAAUCAGUUCGCGUUCGCUAGGGAGCCUUGGGGAGCUGACCACAUCAUGGCUGAGUACGACUACAACACGCUAAUGAAGGACGACAAGGUGCUGCUGGACUGGCUCACCACGAUGGAGAAGAAGGGCUCGGCCAUGGUCAAGAACGCCCCCGACAGAGACAUCGCCGGACCCGAGCUCAUCGAGUACAUCGCCUACGUGAAGCCCUCCCACUACGGGCCUCAUUCUCCUGUGAUUAACCGGCCGAAUUCGAAUAACGUGGCCUUCACAAAUGCCAAGCUCGGAAUGCACAACGACCUCGCCCAGUACGAACACAUGCCCGGGAUCAUCUUCAUCCACUGCGUGAAGCAACACAUCGGCACCGGCGGAGAGAGCGUUGUUUCCGACGGACUUUACGCCGCGGAAAUCCUGCGCAAGACGAACCCUGAGGCCUUCAACAUCCUCACCUCCACCGACGCCUACUUCUGGGACAAGGGGCAGGCCAACUACAGCUGGGAGAUGCCCGAGUUCUAUAAGAUCUCCAGGCAUCCCAUCCUUACGUUGAACAGCAACAAGGAAGUUUGCCGCGUGUCUGUGAACAACGCAGUGCGAGACUCUUACCUCGACCUCCCUGCCCAUCGAGUCAAGGAAUUCUACGCUGCCAUGAAACUUUACAACGACAUCUUGUACGACAACUCCCUCUCCUUCAAGAUGGACACAGGUGACAUGAUGACCCUGGACAACGUGCGCUGCCUCCACGGCCGCGAGGGCUACGAGGCCUUCAGUGAGCGCCACAUCGAGUCUUCGUACCUGGACUGGGACGAGGCUCGCUGCCGCCGGCGCCGCCUGCAGGAGGAGUUCGGUGUUGCAGAUUUGAAAUGAAAUGAAAAAUCUUUUUGCUUUGGGAAAACUAAGGGCAACUAGCAUUUUUUGCGUUUAUCUUUUGAUCUAUAUUAUUAUUUCCUUGUAUUAUUUAUGAUAUGUGCUUCUGUACUUUGCAAUAAAAUUCAUUCAUAUAUUC
Penaeus monodon (black tiger shrimp) is the source of this 1610-nucleotide messenger RNA. Its product is annotated as gamma-butyrobetaine dioxygenase-like. The transcript is spliced from 10 exons. Gene Ontology annotation, cellular component: mitochondrion. NCBI's taxonomy places the organism in Eukaryota, Metazoa, Arthropoda, Malacostraca, Decapoda, Penaeidae. Gene Ontology annotation, molecular function: oxidoreductase activity. Gene Ontology annotation, biological process: carnitine biosynthetic process. The record is from RefSeq and is a predicted model, not a curated record. Bases 383 to 1471 code for a protein of 362 amino acids.